This is a messenger RNA of Mollisia scopiformis, 1782 nucleotides long. RefSeq names its product 2,2-dialkylglycine decarboxylase. Gene Ontology annotation, cellular component: mitochondrion. The record is from RefSeq and is a predicted model, not a curated record. The transcript has 4 exons. The coding region runs from base 225 to 1550 and encodes 441 amino acids. Gene Ontology annotation, molecular function: transaminase activity; pyridoxal phosphate binding. NCBI's taxonomy places the organism in Eukaryota, Fungi, Ascomycota, Leotiomycetes, Helotiales, Mollisiaceae.
UUGGAGGGAAGAUAUCUUGAAAAGUCGAGCGAAAUGAAAAUGGCAUAUGAUAGCGGAAAGUGCAAUUAUUGAAUUGCCGUGGAGUUCGAGUAUGGAUAAGUAUGCCAUGUUGCCUCGUCCCGGCUCUUUUCCUACAGUCGAGCACUUCAUUUCUAUUUCUUGCAAGGCCACUCACUCUAGCAAGUCACUGCUUUGUGAAAGUUUGAGAAGAUUCUUUGGCCACAAUGCCUUCUUCCGAGAAUAAUUCACUAUAUGCCUCAGCGCAAAAGAACCUGCUCGUCUUUGGAAGUAGCUUCCUUCCAGACGUCAUUGUUAAGACCUCUGGACUUUACUUGUACACGGCAUCUGGCAAGAAGAUCAUGGAUUGGACAUCAGGUCAAAUGUCCUGCUUGAUAGGACAUGGCCACCCAGCUGUUGUGAAGACAAUCACGGAACAUGCUGCCAACCUCGACCACUUGUACAGUGGCAUGCUUUCCCCACCAGUCAUACAACUAGCUGAGAGGCUGGCCAAUGUUCUGCCCGAUGGGCUUGACAAGGCUAUGUUUCUCAGCACAGGUGGUGAGAGCAACGAGUGUGCGAUAAAAUUGGCAAAAAUGUAUACAGGAAAGUUUGAGAUCGUAGGACUGGGUGCAUCUUGGCAUGGGUCGACAAGUGGAGCCAGAGGUGCGCAAUAUCAUGCUGGGAGAAAGGGGUAUGGACCGAUUGUACGUCCGGGCAUGCACAUGCUACCCUCACCAGACUCGUAUCGCUCAAUCUUCCGAAACAAAGAUGGUUCUUAUGAUUGGGAGACAGAGCUUGACUACGGCUGGUCGCUCAUCGACAAAGCAUCAGCUGGCUCACUGGCUGCUGUGAUCAUGGAACCGAUACUCAGUUCGGGUGGAAUGAUAGUCAUACCUCCUGGUUACAUGGCUGCUAUGAAAGAGCAUUGUCGGAAGCGAGAUAUGCUCUUGAUCGUUGACGAAGCUCAGACAGGGCUUGGUCGAUGUGGCGAUCUCUUUGCAAUCCAAUACGAAGGUGUGGUGCCGGAUAUCCUGACAUUAAGCAAGACAUUGGGAAAUGGACUUCCACUAAGUGCUGUCAUCACGAGCAAUGAGAUUGCCAAGGUGACAGAGGAAAGAAAUUUCAUGUUCUAUACCACACAUGCUAACGAUCCUCUUCCUGCUGCCGUUGGACUUACAGUUUUGGAUACUGUGAUUCAAGAAGGUUUAGCACAACAAGCAAAGACCAUCGGACCACAACUACAUGCUGGUUUGCAUCGCUUGAUGGAGAGAUAUGGCUGUAUUGGAGAUGUCAGAGGACGAGGUCUGAUGGCAGGGGUUGAGAUCGUGAGUGAUCGCGAAACAAAAGCAGCUGCUAUCGAAUUCGGAAAGAAUUUGAGUGCGAGAAUAAUGGAGCUGGGGCUCUCUGCGAUUAUAUCAGCCAGGACAACGUUCUCUGGCUGCAUUAGGAUUGCACCACCGCUGACUAUCACAAAUGAUGAGUUGUCUGAGGGUUUGGCGAUCUUCGAGGAGGCUCUGAGGACUACUCAAGGUUCGAUGCCGCUGUACUAGGUGGCUAAAGACAUUGCCAACAUCCAUAAGCCGAGGGGAGAUUGGGGUUUCGCAUUCCGCGACCUGCUUCUGGUGAUGUUUCGUCGAACGUGGUCGCUCUUAACAGGGACAGGCUAUACUCUUACAAUGCAAAUGAGCACUGUCAACUCUCUUCCAUCGGCCAAUGCAACUGCAAGAGUAACGUCUAUCCCUGCGUACCGAGACGCCCCCUGUAACGAGACAAAUCGUAGGU